AUGGCUCAAGGAGAGACUUUUAAACCUGGUGAACCAUACACACAUCGUCUUAGCAAAAUUCUUGAAGAAUAUCCAGAUGGGUCUCAAAUUAUUCGUGAAAUUCUUCAAAAUUCUGAUGACGCCAAAAGUAGUUCACAGGUCUUUAUACUUGACCGUAAUUUUUAUCAAUCCAACAACCUGUUGAAACCAGUGAAAAAAAGUGAUAAAACAAACUUAAAAUUGGACCGUUAUCAAGGUCCUGCUCUUUUAGCAAAGAACGAUACAAUUUUUGAAGAGCGUGAUUUUGAUUCCUUAAAGAAAUUGGCUAAUAGCGAAAAGUAUGAUCAAUUUGAUAAGAUUGGUGUCCAACUUAUUACUGGUGAUAAUUUUCUUAUUCUUGAUCCGCAUGAGAAUUAUUUUGAUGGUGGAAUAAAAAUUGACUUUGUUAAAAAUAACUUGGCUGCACUCUACCCGGAUCAAUUUGCUCCUUUUCGCGUUCCGUGCGACCAAAAAUUUAAAGGCUCCUUAUUCCGUUAUCCCCUUCGCACUGCCCAAGAUGCGUUGGAAUCGGAAAUUUCAAAAAAGGCUUAUAGUCCAGAUCAAAUUUUGGAAAUGUUUCAAACUUUUUAUGAAAAUGAAAGCAUUAAUUGCCUUUUAUUUUUGAAAUAUAUUGAAAGUAUCGAGUUUUAUGAACUUGGUGAAAAUGAAACUGAACUAAAAUUGCUCUAUUCAAUCGAAAUCGUAAACCCCGAACGAAUUCGAGCAGAACGAAGAAAAAUCGCUGAAAGUAUUGGACCUAUGAUGGAUUCUCUUACUAAGAAAAAAAAUUCAAAAAUCACUGCCUUAGAGACCGCGUUUAUUGCUGAAUUCCGCCGAAAAAGAGGCGAUGAUGAUCCUCAAGUGGAUCAAUGGAUUAUAUUUACUUGGCUUGAUGAUUUGAAUGCUGCAGAAAAUUAUUUUCAAAAUAAUUUUAAGAAAUCCAUUAGUACAUAUAAAUUCAUUCCUAACGUUGGAAUCGCAUUACCACUUAAUGAUACUUGGGCAAAAUUUUUGGUUAGACUUCCCAUUGAGGUACCAAGAAUCAAUAAAUCGGAAUUUUAUGAUUUUUGGCCUAUUGUUCAAAAGUCUAUUUCUGGAAGUUCCACCAAUUUCUUUGAAAGAUUAUUGCUUAGUACUGUUGAAAAUCUCAACAUUGAUGAUGAAGUUUUUUGUGGACCAUCAGUUUCGUAUGCGCUUGGCAAUGUUGUUGAAAUAUCUCAAAAGAGCUUUACAUCACAUAAAACUGAAUUUCAUUUGUUAUCAAUCGAUAAUGGAUAUUUUCCUGAUGAGUAUGCAAGUGAUGAGAUUUCAAAAAUUGUUGGCAGUAUAGGAUUUCCUGUAAUUAAUAUAAAGUUAGAAGUGAAAGAUGCACUAAAAAAAUCACAACUCAAAAAUUCCUUGAAAUUUUUUUCACCACAAAUAAUUAGAAAAUAUCUACACAAAAAUAAAGCAAAAUGGGAAAAUCAAUUGUCACGAAAAGAAAAAUUAUCCUUGCUUUCAUAUAUACUUGAAGAUAAAAGUUAUAUUGAAUUAGAUGGUCUGUCAAUGAUUCCGUUAGCCAAUAAAGAUUUGGGUAACUUUUCAAAGAAUACAAAUUGCAUUAUAUAUAUCGGUCCAGAUAAGGAUCAAAGACUUGGUAUUAAUGAUGAACGAAAUAUAUUUAAAAAUAGCUUAAGUAAAUUUAUUGAUAAAGAUAUUCCUCAUAAACUUUGGAAUCAAAUUUUUGAAGGCACAAAGAGUGGAUGGUGCCUUAAUGUUAAGAUUUUGACAGCUACGGCAAUGGCUGAUUUGAUAACUAAAUCAUUGGAGGGAUACACUAAUACCAUUGAUGAGAUCCCAUUAAAGAAUUCUCGUGAAUGGAUUAAUCAAAUAUGGUAUAAUUUUCUUGAAAGGCAGUAUAACUUAGAUAAUUUUAAGGAUAUUCAUCUCUUACCAACAAAUAGAGGAACUCUUCGUAAAAUAAGAACAGUUCAGAAAUGCUUUUGGAAUAGUAUUGAUAACAAGCUCGAAAAUAAAAUUCAACCACUUAUUGAGAAAUUUGGAAUUGUAUUUGUUGACAAAGAAUUCGAAAAACAUGAUCAAAAUUUGAACUCUCAAGAAGCAAACGAGUUGAUAGACUAUUUAUGUCGCCAUUUUCGUCCUUCUAAUACCGCUAACUAUGGCCUUAUUAUUAAACACCUUCCAAUCUUUUCGGAAGUUGACAAAGAUGAGUUAAUUGCUCUAAUGCCUGGAACUAAAGAAUGGUAUCUACUUCCAACAGAAGAUGAAAAAAGUUAUGGGCAUAUUAUUGCACCCACUGAUGUAAAUGGUUUUCUUGAUGCAACUAUGUCAAGUUCAAGAUUUCUUAUGGAAAAUAUUAUCAAGAUUUCUCGAUUGUCUCAACAAGAAUAUUGGUGCAAAUUUGUUAUCCCGUAUCUGGAAUAUCAACCCACAAAUGUUUUAAAAAUUGUAAUAACAAAGCUUUUUGAAAGAUUGAUGCAAUUACUUUCUGGAGAUUCAAAGUUGAAAAGUAUAUUGGAGAAAACAGCAUUUGUUCCAUCUGGAUCAAUUCAAUCGCAACCCAAUGAUAGCGCAAAAUAUGAAUUACAUAAACCGAUCGAUUUAUAUGAUCCUGAUAAUUGGAAAAUUUCUGAAUUGUUUUUCGAUGAUGAAAUUGUAUUUCCUAUAAAAAACAUCGCUGAUUAUAAACACCGGAUUUUGCCGUUAUUAAGAGAGCUAGGGAUGAAAACAUAUCUGUCAUUAGAUGAUAUCAUUCAACGAUUAAAAAUUAUGAAUGAACGUAAAGAAAUUUCUAAUCUGAGAGAAAUAGUACACAAAAAAUCAAUGAAGCUAGUUCAAUAUAUUGAUUUGCAUUUUGACAAACUUAUCGGAGGCAAACAACAAUUUCGAUCUAAUAAUGUAUCAACUAAUAAUAAUAGUCAACUUCAACAAUUGUCCAUGAUGUUCUUAAGUACUGAGUGGCUUCCCACAAUCGAUCAUACAGGAAAACAACGAUUCUCGAAGCCAGAAGAUUGUCGAGACAAGCAACAUAAAAAUACUGUAGGUUUAAUAAUGCCGAUUCUAGAAUAUUCACUUAACAAUAAAUCAUUUUCUACUUUGCUGAGAUGGAAUUCAUAUCCGCCAGUUGAUAUUGUGCUCAGACAACUUAAAGCAUGUAAUUCUCAAUCACGCGAUCAAUUAUAUAAGUAUCAUCAGAAACCUGACAAAAUAUGUGAAUCAAUUUAUAAGUACAUGAAUGAAGCAUUAUCAGCCAGAGAUCGAGAUCAGCAGUCACGAAUGGAAGUAGAAAAAUUUAAAGAACUUUUAUUGAAAGAAGAAAAUUGGAUUUUUUGCAAUGAUCGAUUUUAUCCAUCAAGCAGAGUAGUAUUUGAGCUAGAUGAUAGCUUAAUCAGUGAUACGUCAGUAAUAAUACAACUUCCACCAAAAUAUAAAUUAUAUUAUAGUGAUCUGUUUUCUGAAAUGGGAGUUAGACAAAGAGUAGAAAUCCCAGAUCUGAUCAACAUUAUUCGAGAAUUUCAUAAGGACGGGAAAACUCUAUUACAUGAUGAAAUUCAUAAGGUUAUUGUGCUUAUAGAGCAAAUAGCGAAGAAAAGAGCCGACUCUGAACAAUUAGGAAACAAUGAUAAUAGCCUAAAAGGAUUAUUGAUACCAAGUACUGAAUGUCAACUAGUUGAUUUUUAUGAUAUUCAAUAUGAUGACAUGGGGAACCGAUUGGAAGAAGAAAAAAAAAGGGAGUAUAAGAUCGCACAUCCGCAAAUAUCAUCUGCAGUUGCAAGAAUGCUUGGAAUGCAAGAACUUACUGGAAAAUUAAUCGAUGAAGCGCGAAGGCUUUGCCUAGUUAUCGAUGAAGGAGAAUUUGGAAUUCCAAAAAAACUGCUUGAUCAAAAGUCACAUUCAUUGAUAACAGAAGAAAUGAAUGAUUGGCAAGGGCCAGCUUUAUGGAUAUUCAAUGAUGCAGUAUUUACAGAAAAAGAUUUUGAAUCAUUACUAAAACUUGGUGUAGGCGGAAAAUCAAAAGACCACUCGAAAAUUGGGAAGUUUGGUAUUGGAAUUAAUGUUUCCUUUCAUUUAACAGAUCUUAUCAGUUUUGUGAGUGGUGAAUAUAUAGCAUUUUUAGAUCCAUCAGAAAGAUUUUUACCAAAAACUGGAAACCCACCUCGUCGACCACGAGGAAAACGUAUAAAUUUUCUUAAAAGUGAUUUUAAAAAUAGAUUCAAGGAUCAAGCGAAACCAUAUACCUCGACUUUUAAAGAGUGUAAUUUUACUGAAAAGUUUAAUGGAACUUUAUUUCGAAUACCCUUGCGAAAGAAUAAAAUGGUAGAAAGCAGCAAAAUUUCUACGUCAUGCCAUGAUGCUAGGGACGUUUUACAAAUUUUUGAAGCAAUUGUGGGAAAUCAAGAAAUAUUAUUUUUAAGAAAUAUUGAACAUUGUAGUUUACAGUAUUACGCCAAAGACAAAUCUAAGAAAUUGAUUUGGGAAGUUAAAAUUGAAAAUAUGGACUCCCAAAUACGUGAAAACGAAAAGUCGAAAUUUUUAGAAGACAAUUGGAACAAACACAUUUUAUUUGAAAUCUUACCACAGUUACAUGUUGCACUUUUGAAUCAUGUAGCUGAAUUAGAUAACCAAUAUCGUUUUCCAAAGUUUCAACAAGAACGAGCAUCACGGCAUAAUCAAUAUAAUGCAAUCACGACUACUAGUCUUUGGCCAGUUGUAGAUGGACUUUCGGAAAUAUAUAAAAAGUAUGCAAUAAAGGUAUUAAGGAAUUUGUAUUAUGGCAACUCUAAAAUCUGUUGGACUCAAGCAAAUGGAGGAAGGUUUAUCUCAUUUAGAGAUGCAUAUUUGGAAGAACGCAAGAACACAGUUAUUGCUGAAAUUUUGGCGGCUCAAAAUAUACCAAUCAUCAAGUUAACUGAUGAACAAAUAAGCCAUUUUAAUGAUUUACGAAGAACAGAUAAGGGUAAAACAAUAGAGCCUUUAAAAAAAAUUACUGCGCAAUUAGUUUCUGAAACUUUUCGGAGUAACCCAAAUAUAUUAAAUGGAGGAUCUCAUGAAAAUAUAUUUAAAUUGCUAAAAUUUAUUAUUCAAGAUAAGGAUUUGUCUCAUGAAAGUCUUAUUGGAUUAACAUUAUUGCCACUUAGUAAUGGUACUACUGGAACAUUCGGCGAGCGAGAGCAUUAUAUUGCAGAACCAAAACUACAAGAAUUAUUUCCCACAGCAGUGGAAAGGUCAAAAUUUGUGGCAGAAUAUCCAAAAGAUCUCAAGAUGCUUUUUAAUGACGAAAAAUUCUGUACUUUAGCCAAAAUCAAACGAGUGAAUGCAUCUUCAAUAAUCUCCUUAUUAGAAUAUGAACUACCACGCGAUAAAGAAUUAGAUUGGAAUCAGAAUGGUCCAAAUCAACAAUGGAUCAAUAAUAUAUUGCGUUAUUUUAUACCUCCAAAUGCAAGUUAUGAUUUUUCCAAAUUUGCAAGACUUCCGUUGUUACCAAUAAUUCGACCGCAAGAAAAACUUGCUUUAUUUGAUUUUCAAAAUCCUGCCUUAGCCUAUGAAGCUUCUCAUCCGAUGACUUCAAUAAUUGCAAAAUUUGGAGUUAGAUUUACAACUUUGAAAUUUCCGGAAUCAUUGGGCAAAAGUGCUUUCAUAUCUGCACAAUCUGGAAUAUUAAUUCCACAAGAUCUUCCACUUUUUACAGAAGAAAAUUCCAAAGUUUUUAGUGCGGAAUCAGAAGAUGAUUACAGUACUCUAUUUGCUCUUGAGGUCCAAACCUUAGAUUCAUUAAAAUAUGUUAAGGAGAAUCUCAUCCCUUACAUAAUUGACUUGGGGCCAACUAUUCAAUGUUUAGAGUUAUUAAAAUCUAUUAUCUUAUUAAAAAACAGAGACAUUGAAGAUCAUUUGGCAUUACAGCCCAUAAUUCCAAAUAAUUCACUAACAAAAUUAGCUAAAGCAAAUGAAUUAUACGAUGCUAAUAAUUACUUGUUUUUGACAUCAUUUAAUGAAUCUGAUAGAUUUUUACACUCAAAUUUACUCUUAAAUCCUGAAUGUUUUGAAGCAGUAAAAAGAAUGGGACUGAACUACAAAGUUAACUCUCAAAAUUUUUUGGAAUGUGCUCGUGAAAUUGAAUUGAAGAUAAAUAAUAAUAUUACCAACGCUAAUGAUUCAUCAUUAAAUGUUAUAAGAUACUUGUACGAAAAUUAUUCAAAAAUGCGGUUUUCAAAAAAACAAUGGGAAGAGUUAAUAACUAUAAAAUUCAUACCUGUUGACUUGGAUCUUCCAUACCCAUAUGCUGAACAUGCAGCAAAAAUCACAACAGAAUUUGAAUCAUUUGACUCAUUACGUUGCCAAAUUUAUAAAAAUCUUUGUUGGACUCAAUGCACACUAUUUAGUAAAUUUAUAGAUCCACCAAAACCAUUCUUAGAUUUCAUGUUAAGAGAAACUGGACAUUCGUAUUAUUAUCCACCAAUUGUUGAAAUUAUAAAGAAUUUAAUGGUUAUCGCUUUGGAAAUACCUCAAUCACCAAAUUAUUCCUCCUGGAAGUCAUCUGAUGGAGUUAAAACACUUUUAGAAAUUUUAGGAGAAAAUUACUAUACAUUGAAUCAUUUUGUGGAAAAUUCAAAUGAUACUGAAAUACUCAUCAAAGAUAAUAUAAAAGAUGCAAAGUUAUUUUUAAAUAAUGAUGAUCCGUUUAAUUCCAAUUCUUGGGUGGCAGGACGAGAUAUUGUUUUCGGAGUAGAUGAUGACGAUUUACGUAAGGUUCAUCCAUUUUUAAAAAAUUACAAGAAAUUGUUAAAAGCCGUGGGAGCUAAAGAGUUGGAAAAUGUUAGUUCUAAAGUUAAAGUAAGGAAACAUUCACAGAAAGAUGAACUACUUAAAAAAUUAUUAGAAAAUUUCAGACAACAAGAAGAAAUUAAACAUGAUGUUGUAUUUCGAGUUGGUGAAAAUAAUACAGGCAUUGAGGAUAUCUAUGCCAAUCGAUAUGUUCUUUCAGCUGCAUCUCAACAUUUUGAUAUGCUUUUAAAUGAGAGCUUAAAUGAUCCAUUGUCACAGAAAAUUAUUGUCGAAAUUGAAGGCCAGCCUUCAGCAUUCCGUAUACUAAUCCGUUGGUUAUAUGGUCAACCAUUCAAGGAAGCAUUUUAUGAAGUUUUUAAUUCUAAUAAUAAUAAUUCUAUUGAUAACUAUUCACUUUUAAUUGGCAUAAUUAAACUUUCUAAUAGAUUUGAUUUAGAUCCUUUGAAAGAACUGGCGGAAAAGGAUUUAAUUGAAGGGCCAUAUAUUAAUAUUAAGAAUGUUUUAUCUAUCAAACAAUUGGCACAAAUUAAUAGAGCCUUCCAACUUCAAACUCAUUGCGAAAAAUAUAUAAAAACAAAUGAAGAGCUAUUUUGA
Racocetra fulgida is the source of this 7395-nucleotide messenger RNA. Lineage: Eukaryota; Fungi; Glomeromycota; Glomeromycetes; Diversisporales; Gigasporaceae. The record is from the annotation of a GenBank genome assembly.